Messenger RNA from Toxoplasma gondii ME49, 3388 nucleotides. RefSeq lists its product as hypothetical. Bases 800 to 2737 code for a protein of 645 amino acids. Lineage: Eukaryota; Apicomplexa; Conoidasida; Eucoccidiorida; Sarcocystidae. The record is from RefSeq and is a predicted model, not a curated record. The transcript is spliced from 3 exons.
CAACAUUGGAGAGCAACACCUCCAGCUUUAGGAGAUCAGGUGAGCUCUUCGAUGUUUCCUGCGCCCGCCGUCGCCGACAGUCGGCACAUGCAGUUUUCAGGUGUGUCUUCCUCGACCGUGAGAAAUCUUUCUUCCGUGUCUUUCGACCCAGCUUCUCUUUCCACAGAAGCAGAGAGGACGUCAACAUGCUGGUGAGUGAGGACUCUCUGGAAAAUCCUCGGUGCUGUCUACGAACUCGGGCAAAGGGACUUUGACCUGCCGCCAGGCUCCCGAGGAGCGGCGGCUGUUGUGCGAGGAAGCGGCCGCAGACUCAAACAGCGCGUGUGCUGUGGACAGGAAAAAAGAUUUCUGAUAAGUGAGGAUCUUCUGAAUUCACAAGGGCUUCGACUCUCGAACAAGCUGGCUCUCUUCCGAUUCGACUGGCCCUCAUCCGAGCAGAAGAGAAACGCGCGCGUCAGGUCACAAGCCGUCACCCGCCGAAUGUCGAAGGCUAAUGCAGAGGACUUAUCUUUGGAAGACAGAAGAGCAUCUUCUGAGGUUUUCAGUAACAAUUCGUGGACGAGAGAUCUCCGAACUCCUCAACGUUGCCCCGAUGUUCUCUGAGCACCAAGGUAGACACUAUCACGGACUUGUCCCGCGUGGUGGAUGCCUCUAAAUCCCGACGUUUCUCUGCGAUUCGUCGAUUGAAGGACUCUCCGUUUUUUGCAGUUCCGACUGUGAGAAGCGGUCGGUAGAGAGCAUCCAUGCUUGUCUGUACGCCCCCCAGGAAGGUUCUGGGGUCUCGUUUCCUCAUCAGUUCAUGAAAACAAUGGCAAAAGCUUCUCGAGUUCUCCACUUUCUCUCGGCCUCUCGUCCUUGCUGUCACUCUCCUCUCACCUCUCUUCGCUCCUUGUCUUUGCUGGUGUCGAUCCCUUCGCGUUACUCUUCUUCCUCUUUCUCCUCUCUUUUCUCUCCUUCCCUGCCUUUUCCUCGACCUCGCCACUGCUCUUUUCAACGAAACUCGCCUUCUUACAGACUUGCCGCACUCACCAGCCGCGCAUCUCCGCCAUGCUCCCGACAGUCUCAGGUACGUACACCUGAGCGUCUGCCCCGCCGGUUCGUGGCAACGGCGCCGCGUUGCUGCUUUUUGGUGGGCCGCGAGGCGCGUUCUCGCGAGGCGCAUGCAGUCGUUUCGGCAUGUGGAAGAAGGCGGCAGACUCCCUGGGACAACGGGGAAAGUUCUGUCCAGACUACGCGACGACGCGCGAGACAAGAGUCCAGCACACAGCUGUCUUUUCUUGGCCGUGAGUUCUUCUCUUCUGCAGCUUCGCGUUCACACUCUGCAAGCCGAGAGAACGGACUGCGGAGGCUCUUCGGAGCAGGAGAGGAGGCUUUCUCUUCGUCUCUCCAAAGUGCUCAUUCCUCCCGUCCUGGCAACCAGUUCAUUCUCGCCUUUCCAGCUGUCUCCGCAGCUUCUCGCUGCCUGCCAGGGCUCUCUGUACACCCGAGCGGCCUCUGUGCCGCGAGGCGCCAUUUCUCCAGUUUCCUAGAGACCUCUGCGAGAGCGUACCUGUUGCAGCCGAGGUGUACGUACACGGCAGAAGGCGCCGAAUCGGAAGAUGGCGGGGGUGUGGGGGCUGCUUCUCUCACUUGGUCUUCUCGUGAAAAAGAGGAAGUUCCCAAGACCACAGAGCCGCCGUGUCUGCAGGCGCCCGCGGAUCUCCUGCCCUCCGAGCGACCUCUGCUCUCUUUCGAACUCUAUGACGCAGUCAGUCACAACUUCAGCUGCCGCGCCUCUGAGGCUCUCGGAGACAGCGGAAAUAAACUUCCACCGAGGUACUUUCAGUGGGUGAUCGACGGCGCGGCUUAUCUGCUUUUGGGGGGUCUUCUCGCAAUUGUCUCGGCAGCUCCGGCGACAGUUGUCGAGCGUCGCAUCGACAUGCACAUCAAAACACUGGCACUGACAUCAGCCAUGUACGGCGGCAUUGCGUUCUGGGGCUUCGAAGCUGCUCGCUUCGGCCGUCUCUACGUCCCUCCGGCGGGGCCGACGAGGUACCUUCUCGGCUUCUGCUCCUUGGGCCUCUGCACCCUACCUCCGAUACUAUGUGAAAUGUUCUCUCCCGCUGUCGGCUAUGCAUGCCUGACUGCUCCACUUGCUUUCCACGUCCUCGCGGCCGCCUACUUGAAGCGUCCUCCUUCGUCUCUCUUUUCUUACUGGAACAAAGCUGCCUCGAAUCCAAAAGCCCAACCAGGAAGACCUCGUCUUCGCGGUCCGGCGAAGCUUUUCGCGUCUUCUUCUGCUUCUCCCGCGUCUUGUCCCCCACACCACUGCGCUUCUCAAGGCUCAACUUCUUCUGGGUCGCAUGCUUCUUUACCGUCUGUUUCACGCCUUUCGGUUUUUGAUGUCUCGUCUCUCAGCGUCCAUGCGUUUCCUCCGGUCGGUGGUGGCUUUCUGCCUCAGUGGUGGGGUGCGACCGUCAGCCACAAGUGUCUGUUGGGUUUUUCGCUUUUUUCCACGGGAGCGGGGAUCUACGUCGCGAGAAGAGUUGAAAAGACCGCAGGGAACGAGGCUCUGGCAGAUACACAGGAAAGAGGGCCACAACGUUCCUUUCUCUCGACUCUCCGGGCGCUCUGGCGAGGGGCGGCAGACGCACAAACAGAGGAUGCAAGCGCCGCAGAAGCAGACGCGCGUGUCGUGCGGCGAGCACACGAGCGGCUGAGGGAACUGGCUAAGAGAACGCAGAGCAAUAGUGAGUAGAGAAACAGGAGAGAAAAAGACACUGCUCAUGCACUGCCGUCAAGACAACAACUGAAGCGCGUCUCUGAGGUGCACAUCUGGAAAUUUGGGGGUUCUCGUUUCUGUGAACGACCUGUUUUGGCGGAGGCUCGACUUCACGUUGGUCUGCUGGUUCGGAUUUUGGAAGACGGAGGAAUACAGAAUGGUGGAAGGGGGACAGACCGCUGGCAAAGUGGAAUGUUAUUGUUUUAUGCAGGAGGGUGACGUGCUUCGGAGAACUGGGGUCGACGGUAGGAGGUAUAUUCAUACCUCGUCCGCGUAUUGUGGCAAUCAUUAGAUUUAGAGAGUGUCGCUGUGUAAGUGGUCCGCGAUCCAGAACAGGUUUCGUUUUCGGGUGCUCGAAAGCCAGGGCAGAAUGCUUUGUCUUUGUCAGAGGCAGUUCGAAUUGGAGGGAACCCGCGCCCAGCAACGGGGUGUCUGUACACCCGACGCACGUAGACUGAAGGUUUCGUGAAAGAGCCCGGCUCGGAGCAUUCGUGUUUUACUGCCGUGGAUUUCAAGUGGCUGUUACAUCGUAUAUGCCUCGACAAAGAGCAUAGUCGGAGGCGCCUACCUCAGGUUGAAAUACCUCAUGAAAAAAACAAGACGCAGUUCGGAUUGACUGCCGUAUCG